Molecule: messenger RNA, 1258 nt
Organism: Jaculus jaculus (lesser Egyptian jerboa)
Lineage: Eukaryota; Metazoa; Chordata; Mammalia; Rodentia; Dipodidae
Gene: Igfbp2
Product: insulin like growth factor binding protein 2
Exons: 4
Coding region: 16-942 (308 amino acids)
Biological process (GO): regulation of insulin-like growth factor receptor signaling pathway
Cellular component (GO): extracellular region
Molecular function (GO): insulin-like growth factor II binding; insulin-like growth factor I binding
Source: RefSeq, a predicted model, not a curated record
CCGCCCGCCGCCGUCAUGCUGCCGAGACCCGGCGGCUUCGCGCUGCCGCUGCUCCCGCCGUCGCUGCUGCUGCUCCUGCUGCUGCUGGGCGCGGGCGGCUGCGGCCCCGGGGUGCGCGCCGAGGUGCUGUUCCGCUGCCCGCCCUGCACGCCCGAGCGCCUGGCCGCCUGCGGGCCGCCUCCGGGGGCGCCGUGCGCAGAGCUGGUCCGCGAGCCGGGCUGCGGCUGCUGCUCCGUGUGCGCCCGGCUGGAGGGCGAGGCGUGCGGCGUCUACACCCCGCGCUGCGCGCAGAUGCUGCGCUGCUACCCGAACCCGGGUUCCGAGCUGCCCCUCAAGGCGCUGGUCACCGGCGCGGGGACCUGCGAGAAGCGCCGCGACGCCGGCACCACCCCACAGCAGGUCGCAGACCACGGUGAUGACCACUCUGAGGGAGGCCUGGUGGAGAACCACGUGGACAGCACCAUGAAUGUGUUGGGAGGUGGAGGUGGCGUUGGCCGGAAGCCCCUCAAGUCGGGCAUGAAGGAGCUCGCCGUGUUCCGGGAAAAGGUCACCGAGCAGCACCGGCAGAUGGGCAAAGGUGGCAAACACCACCUGGGCCUGGAGGAACCCAAGAAGCUGCGGCCGCCCCCAGCCAGGACCCCCUGCCAGCAAGAACUGGACCAGGUUCUGGAGAGGAUCUCUACCAUGCGCCUCCCCGACGAUCGGGGUCCUCUGGAGCACCUCUACUCCUUGCACAUUCCCAACUGUGACAAGCAGGGCCUCUACAACCUCAAGCAGUGCAAGAUGUCUCUGAAUGGACAACGUGGGGAGUGCUGGUGUGUGAACCCUAAUACCGGGAAGGUGAUUCAGGGAGCCCCCACCAUCCGAGGGGACCCCGAGUGCCAUCUCUUCUACAAUGAGCAGCAGGAGGCUGGUGGGGUGCUCACCCAGAGGGUGCAGUAAACCCUAGUCAGCCAGUGCCUGGCUCCCCCCACCCCAUACACCUGCAAAAAAAAUGCAAGGUGCUUAGGCGUUGGUGGUGAGGGUCUCCCAGUUUUGACACAUGUAUUUAUAUUUGGAAAGAGACCAGCACCGAGCUCGGCAGUCCUCUGCCCUCCCCCUCCCCAGCUACAGAUGCCCGGAUCUCCUUCUUGCUUCCGCUGGGGAGAAAGAGCGGUGGCAGCGGGGAGCUGCAUAUAGGUUUGGGAGUGGGGAAAGAAAUUUUUAUUUUUGAACCCCUGUGUCUCUUUUGCUUAAGAUUAAAGGAAAGAAAAAUAAA